Diuraphis noxia (Russian wheat aphid) is the source of this 2175-nucleotide messenger RNA. Its product is annotated as sodium/hydrogen exchanger 9B2-like. Gene Ontology annotation, molecular function: antiporter activity. Gene Ontology annotation, biological process: proton transmembrane transport. NCBI's taxonomy places the organism in Eukaryota, Metazoa, Arthropoda, Insecta, Hemiptera, Aphididae. The record is from RefSeq and is a predicted model, not a curated record. Gene Ontology annotation, cellular component: membrane.
UUAAGAACAACGGAAGUCUUGUGAAAUGUGUAGAACACGAAAAUAAGCAAUAGAUUUUAUUUUUAUGGAAAAAAACUUUGAUUUUCUAACUGUCAGUAGUAAUUCAUUUCCCCAAUAGAAUAUAGUUAUUAUAUACGCCGAGAUAAUGUAAUAGUCAUGUAAACAAGUGUAAAAUUGAAGGAACUAAAAUUUAUUUUUGUUAUAAUAUUUAUUUACAUACACCGUGUUUGAAUCGUUCAGGUAAUAUGUUGUGAUGCAAAAUUAACAAUAGUUACAUGACUUCAUACUUUAAAAAACCGUACAUUUAUUUUCGUGUUUUGCACUUAUAAAUUAUGUCAAACAACGAGGAUAAAAUUAGUUUUAUAAAUAAAUACGAUUCAGAAACAGCGGACUAUGGAAGUUUGUCUACAGGAGAAUCGCGACCACAUGAAAUGGGAGACGAGAACAACGGCGCCGAUCUGGCGGCACAACAGCAAUUUCGUAUGCAGCCACGGAAACAAUACAACAUGAACAUCACCGACCACAAUGACCGGCCUUCGAGGUGGUCAUCGCUGCUGUCCUGGUCCGAUAAUCGGUGGCCGGCAACUGUGGCAGAAGCUAUCGCGGUCGUAUUGUCCGUGGCCGUGGCCUGGUGUCUGCUUCUCGUGAACGUGACRCCGGCGCUGAUGGCCGUACCCGGUGGCAGCGUGGCAUCCAUAUUCAUGCUGUACGUGGCCGGGCUGGCCGCUGGCCACAUCGUCGACGUGGUAGGUGGCCUCCCUCCGCUGCUAGGCAUGAUGGUGGCCGGCAUAGCUCUCCAAAACUUCGGCCUGUACACCGUCACUGCCAAUUGGUGCGACCACCUGGUGGCAAUAAUGCGAGAGGCUGCGCUGUCGGUAAUCUUGAUCAAAGGUGGUUUAGAAAUGAACGCAACCCAAUUGCGUCGGCUCAGUGGUGCUGUAACCAGACUGGCGCUGUUGCCAUGCAUAGCCGAGGCAGUGGCCGCGGCCGUGGCUGCACAUUAUAUUUUGCCUGAUUUUUCUUGGGGAUGGGGUCUGAUGCUCGGGUUCAUUUUAUCGGCCGUCAGUCCAGCUGUUUUAGUCCCAAAUUUGUUACGGUUGAAACAUAUGGGUUACGGUGAAAAAAACGGCGUGAACACGCUGGUGAUAGCUGCGUCGAGUUUAGAUGACAUUGUGUCAAUUAGCGCUUUUGGUGUUUUGUUGGGCAUCGUUUUUUCAACUGGCAACUUGACCAGUAAGAUUGUUCAAGGACCCGAAGACGUUUGCAUUGGGACUGCGUUGGGACUUGUGUGGGGAUUCCUCUUGAUUUUUGUGCCGCCUGCACCGUGGGCAAAUGUGUAUAACACCACCCAAAAAGACAAACUCGAUGUCAAUGACGAAAAACAAGCGGACCGGUCAGUGACAGCCAUGAGAGCGUUUUUGUUGGGCGCCGGUGGUAUUCUGGCCGUGACCGGUAGUCAGUGGUACGGGUAUCCUGGAGCUGGUCCAUUGGCUUGCAUCAUAUCGUCGUUCGUGGCGGGUACUGGUUGGAAGUGGAGGGAAAAAAAGCAAAACUGUAACAGUCCAACCAUGAUUUCGACACUCGACGAUGAAGACGAAGGAGCCCACAACGAGACAAACCCGGUUGAAGCGGUGUUCGAGUCCAUUUGGUUUGGGCUCCAGCCGAUUUUGUUUGCGUCCAUAGGCACUGAAGUCAAAUUCGAACUCCUCGUGGGUGGUGACAUUAUCAUUGCCGGACUGUUGGUACUUAUCGCCGGAUUGAUAGUUCGUUUAAUUGUAACAUCAUGUGCAGUUUGGGGAGCAGGAUUCAACAUUAAAGAAGUGAUAUUUAUUAAUAUUGCGUGGCUUCCCAAAGCAACUGUCCAGGCUGCACUCGCUCCGGUAGCGUUGGACAUGGCGAGAAUGAUGGGGACAGAAGCGGACAAAGAAAGUGCUAGUCGAUUGUUAACCAUCGCUGUAAUCUCCAUACUAGUUACAGCCCCUAUAGGUGCAUUCGGCAUUCAAUGGCUUGGUCCCAGGUUGUUGUCUAGCUCCAGUCGAUAACUACAAACUUCUUUUCUUGGAAUGUGCUUGAUAUUAAUUUACCAUCACGCUCACCUGUGUAUUUAUUAUUUAAUCAUUUAUUGAAUUAAUUUUAUUUAUAAAACACUAUUUAAUUGCAAUGACUAAUAAAAUA